CAACGUCUGUCCCGCGAACACGCUGCAGUAACAACCCGCCGCUGCCGCCACCGCUCUACGCCCUGCACACUGCCGACUGCGUCCUCGCGAUCCCCCGCACUUUCUCCGACUGCCCUCCCCAUCUCAUGGGCGCUGCGCCACACGUCACCGAUGCCACGCCCACCUACGUCGUCACCUCCACCGGCCGGCUUCUCCUUUGCGGCCGGCAGCUUCGACUACCCGCACGCCUCGGCGUCUCCUCUGCGCGCAGACCGCCCUAAUCCAGGCAAUGUCCUGCGUCUCGCCGACGAACCUCCCGAGCGCUCGUCAGCCCAGCUGGACCGCGUGCAUGAAGCCAGGCGUCGUGCCACCCGGCGACGUCUCCAGCGCCUGCAAGGUGUACCACGGGGCAGCGACGACGGUACAUACGAAUCUCUCAACAGACCACCCACGGCGUACUCAAACCGUCCGCGAGCCACGCCCAGCGAGCGCUACCUCCAGCGCGCCCAGGCACGAAUCGAUGAGGAGCGCGAGGCCCUCCUGAACUCCACCUUCGAGCCGUUCGACUCGCUCAGCGAGCGGCCUCAUUUUGUAGCCGACUUCGAGCAGUGGAUCAACAUGACCAACCGCCAGCCGAGCCCUGGUGUCCCGGACAUGGCUCACAGACGCUCCAAGCGGAGAAAGCUGGAUCACGAGUCCAGCAGGACCCCCGAAUAUCAGAACUACAAAUACGGCUACAAAGGCCAGGUCGUCUCUGGUCGCUUGCGCAUGGAAGUCGUCAGCUGUGAUGGCGGUCAGAUCAAACGAGACAAUCCCAUGAAAAUGUAUCACGUGGAUAAUGUUCUCAAGAACGACAAAAGCGUAUAUUGUAGCGAGAGCUCCAAAUGUAAUCUCCUACUAAGGCAUAUGGAGGACGCCCCUUUUGCUCUAGACAAGCUUGUCAUUCGAGCCCCGGAUCGUGGAUUCACGUCUCCCGUCCAAGAGGGACUCGUGUUUGUUGCCAUGUCUGCUGAUGAGCUCUUGUCUGGCACCUCUACAUACCGAUUACAGCACCGCACUCAUUCGCCGUCAGCUUCACCCUCUCCUGAACGUCGUAGAUAUGUUCGCAACGCUGAGCGAAUCUCGCUCCGCGAGGGAUUCAACAAUUCAGAUAUCGGACAAUAUUCCCAUCGACGUUUACAGGAUGAUGUUGAAGCAAGGAUAGAACGCCUUCGAUUACGCACUCAACGCUUGAACCAAGAAUCCCAUGCACGAGCGUAUCCAGCCAACCAGCGAAGUUCGGAACCACCAGGUAGUGACGAGGAAGUAGACUUUGACUGUGACUAUACAACCUCGGCUGGCGUAUCAGCUCCCACCCCGCCACCUUUCAACGUCACCACGACCAGCGAGGAAGAGGAGUCCUCAAAUGACGACUAUCCCAACGUCGAGACCAUGGCCGACCGCAUUCAGCGAGAGGGCCGCUGGAGGCCCGGUAGUGAGGAAGAUGAUGAAGAUGUGGCGCCCCGUCGAGGUACAGGUGCCCACUUCCGCCAACUGUUAGAAACUGCGCAGUUUACCGAUGACUAUGAGAUGCGAGCACGUCGAAUCUCACUGGGCCCUCGAUAUCGAAAUAUUCUCGAUAAUACAGAACCCAUCCGUGCGAGUCGACUUUCUAGACCAAGUUUGAUUGACGCUGGUGUGGAGGACGUGGAGAAAGGAAGUGUGCUUGCACCCCACGCAAGAUUCUUCAUAAAAAAGAACAGGUCCAAGAUUACGAUCAAGUUUGAGCCUGCGAUUUCCGGUAGAAAUGUGUUACUCAAGCUGUGGAGCCCAAAAGACUCAGAAGAUGGCAACAUCGACAUUGAAAGUGUACAGUUUUAUGGGUACUCGGGCCCUCGCUUCUUUCAGGCAACGGAAGCAUGUUGAUUUUUUACGUGCUUUCUUAGACGAUGCCACUAUGUCUCACACUUAGGCUAUGGCACUAAAUUAACGACUUCACGAAUGUAUGGGUCAUGAUAUCGAUUCAUGGUUUGUACGUUGAUGACCAAGACUGAUGCUCCGGAGACACGUCCGACCAGAAGGUCAAGCCAGGACUAAAGCUCAGCUCACACAACGCAAGUCCAAUUCUUGAACGGCUCGCAGGUGUUCCUCUUCUUGCACAUACCCCGAUACCCCCGAUAACCUUGCUGGUGCAGUGUCGGCCCUCGAUAUAUUACACCGGCGUGGAGCACGUCGGUAGCUACAAAUUUACUAGGCAAAGCGGGGUCACUGUAGGGCCAGGAGAUCGAAUCACGACAUGACGAAGGAAGUAUUGCACCUGUGUCUGCUUGUGGCGUGGCGUCACGGUGUGGUCGAUUGACAAUGUCGGUCCGCAGGAUGCGUGUAUACUCUAAGCG
Boeremia exigua is the source of this 2354-nucleotide messenger RNA. RefSeq lists its product as uncharacterized. The coding region runs from base 151 to 1884 and encodes 577 amino acids. The record is from RefSeq and is a predicted model, not a curated record. The transcript is spliced from 3 exons. NCBI's taxonomy places the organism in Eukaryota, Fungi, Ascomycota, Dothideomycetes, Pleosporales, Didymellaceae.